GAGGGAGGGGAGGGGGCGAGGGAGGGAGGGGGGGGCAGCAGUUCUCUUCGCCCUGCUCUCGGCACAGGAGGAAGGUGCUGCGUGUUCCGUCUCUGCGCGAUUCCGCGGCGGCGGCGGCGGCUUCCGUUGCUGCCCAUCCACGGGAACUCCCCGAGACGCUGCGAGCCACGCCGCCUUUGUGCCUCGCCGCGCGUCUCUCUCGACUCCGCGGGGGUGAGAGCCAUCCUCGCUGACUCGCUCGCGCCCUCUCCUCUCCACGCAACUCCCCUCCCACCCCCGGCUCGCCAAGUCGAGCGUAGUUCAGCCAACGGACUGACCCACACGCCACCACCACCACCACCUCCUCCUCCUCCUCCAAUCAACCCAACGAUGCUAACGGCGACGAGGACGACGACGAGGAUGAUGAUGAUGAUGAUGAAGACGACGAAUACAAGGAAGGGCAGACGGAGAUCACACGGCGAAGUAUCGCCCAGGACAACGACUCUCCUUCUCCUGCCGCCGCCGCUGCUCUUCCUCCUGCUCGUGAACGGAGCGCGCGGUUGUAACGCAGCAGCAGCAGCAGCAUCAUCAUCAUCAGCAUCCUCCUCCUCCUCCUCGUUGUCCGCCGAGGCCUCCGCCGCACAGCCCACCCACCUCUCCCCGGCGUGCCCGGCCGCGUGCGAAUGCUCGGAGCAGGCUCGGACCGUCAAGUGCGUGGCACGGGAGCUCACCGAGCCGCCGCGCGGGCUGCCCGGGUACACGCGCACUCUGUUCCUGACGGGCAACGUCGUGAGCAGCCUCGGGGCGGGCGGCGCUUUCGCCCGAGACGCGGUGCCCCCGCUGCACUCGCUCACCACGCUCAACCUCAGCUCCAACCGCGUGGAGCGAGUGGACGGCGGCGCUUUCGCGGGCCUCACCGCCCUGCGCGUCUUGGACCUCAGCAACAACGCGAUCCGGAGCGUGCACCCCGCGGCGUUCUCCGGCCUCGUCUCCCUGCAGGAGCUCAUCCUCAACCGGGCGUUGAGCCGCGGGCACCGUCGCCACAACGCCACCUCGGAGUCGCCGCCGUCGCCGCCGCCGCCGCCGUCGCCGCCGUCGCCGCCGCGCUCUCCGUCCGAGGAAUCUCCGCCGCCGCCGCCGCCGCCGCGGCCGCCGUGGCCGUGGUCGUGCCUCAACGGGCUGUGCGAGGCGCUGCGGUCGGGCCGCCUGCUCGCCCUGCAGCGGCUAUCGCUGCAGGGCAACCGCCUGCUGGUGCUGCCGCCGCGCUACGUCCUGCGCUCGCUGCCGUCGCUCGCCACGCUCGACCUCAGCAACAACUCCAUCUCGAGCGGCGUGGGCGCCGACUCGGGCCUCGACUCGCUGCCCGCGCUCACCUCGCUCGACCUCAGCGACAACGCCUUCGCCUCGCCCGACGCCGCCCAGCUGGAGCUCCUGCGGCGCGCCGCGCCGGGCCUCGCCCUCCGCCUCGGCGCCAACCCGCUGGUGUGCGACUGCGACAUCCGGCCGUUCGCCGCCUGGCUCGGGAACGCCACUGGCUGGGUGAAGGACGCCGGGCACCUGCGCUGCCGCCACCCGCCGGCGCUAAGAGGCCGCCCGCUCGCGGAACUCCUCCCCGGCGGCGGCGGCGGCGGCGGCGGCGAGGAGGAGGAGCCGCUGCUGCCGUGCGCGGGCAAAGAGGUCCCCGCGGCGCUGCAUACCUCCUACGUCUUCCUGGGUCUCGUGCUGGCGCUCGUCGGGCUGGUCUUCCUGCUGGUGCUCUACCUCAAUCGGAGGGGCAUCAAGCUGUGGGCCGAAGGGGUGAGGGACCUCUGCCGGGAUCACAUGGAGGCGAGCUACCACUACCGGUACGAGCACGAGGCGCCCGAGAUCGGCGGGGACAUGCGCAGGCUGUCGGCGACGGCCGAGGCUUGAGACGGAGCUGAGAUUUCGGCGGGAUGGACGGAUGGAGAUGAUGACGGUGGUGGGGGAGGAGGACGAGGCGACAUGAAGGGGGAGAAGGCAAGAGAUGAGCGGAGAUGAGCAGACAGGUGGAGACGUGGAAACGAGUUGAGUGGACACACACGAGGAGUUGAGAGAAGAUAAUGGAAGAUGAGAUGACUUGAGGAUGUCCCGGAACCAGGACGCAAAGAUAAAUUCACGAUUUUCUUUUUUUUACCGGAUUAAUCAUUUGCCAUCCCUGGCCUCCCUCGUCGUGGUGGUGGUCGGGAGCCGGGGGAGUGGGGUUCGUGGUGGUGGUUGUGGUAGGGGAGGUUGAUGCGCUGUAUUUCCAUCUUCAUGUGGAGGUUGGUGAGUGAGCCGGAGGACCAGGCUUGUGGGGAACGUGUGACACAUUGCUUGCGAAUGAUGGUCAUGGGCAGUGGGGUUACUCUGGUAUCUAUGGUUUGAGAUGUAGACUCACGUGGGUAUUCAUAGACUCGCACAGAGACCCAUAGAGUCACGUUGACCCCCCAUAGACUCACGCAAUAGAGACCCAGAGGUCACGUGGGAAGCUGCGUCACUAUGGGAUCCAUGGUUUAAGAUGUAGACUCACGUGGGUAUUCACAGACUCGCACAGAGACCCAUAGAGUCACGUUGACCCCCAUAGACUCACGCAAUAGAGAACCACAGGUCACGUGGGAAGCAGCGUCACUAUGGGAUCCAUGGUUUGAGAUGUAGACUCACGUGGGUAUUCAUAGACUCGCACAGAGACCCAUAGAGUCACGUUGACCCCCCCAUAGACUCACGCAAUAGAGACCCACAGGUCACGUGGGAAGCGGCGUCACUAUGGGAUCCAUGGUUUGAGAUGUAGACUCACGUGGGUAUUCAUAGAAUCGCACAGAGACCCAUAGAGUCACGUUGACCCCCCCAUAGACUCACGCAAUAGAGACCCACAGGUCACGUGGGCAGUGGCGUCACUAUGGGAUCCAUGGUUUGAAAUGUAGACUCACGUGGGUAUUCAUUGACUCGCACAGAGACCCAUAGAGUCACGUUGACCCCCCCAUAGACUCACGCAAUAGAGACCCACAGGUCACGUGAGCAGUGGUGUCACCAUGAGGUCAUCAGCCCCUGUCCGCCAGUGAGCCGUGUCCAAUAGAGCAGCAAAGAUGCCGACGAUUUAUUUUCCAUUAAUCCAUCCUGUCAAGCACUACCCGAGUCUCAAGACUCUCUUCUUUUUCAAGAUAGUCCCGCUCAAGGAUUAAUUUCGCGACAGAUUUUGGGGGGCGGCGGAUGGGUGGCGGGGGGGGGGGGGCACGCGACUCUUAAGCGGGAGCCACACACAUCCACGGCACGAGGUGUCCUGGAUGUGGUGGGCCGCGUGCGGAAACGCCGCGUAGGUCACCGAACCCGGGUUGAAAUUAAGCCCUGGGGGCACGCCAAUGCUGCUUCCUAAUGAGAGUCUGGCUCCGUGUGUCGGAGGGGAGGGAGGUGGGAGAGAGAGCCAGAGAAUCCCGGAGAAAACCCAGCACCGCGCCUGCUGUAUAAGGAGGAGGGAGGCAGGUGGGGGGGGGGGGGGUGCACCACUCCCAGCUCCGCACAGAUAGAUUCAAUCACCUGUUCCUCUACUGGCGUCUGCUGAACACCGUACAACCAUUUGUCUGCAACGUCGCUCGGUGUUGACAGGGCAGUCUUCCGUCCAACGACUAGGCAGGCUGAGACCUGCUGAGCUUCCGAAAUCCGAUGCGAUCGGGCACAUUCAGGGUGACUCGGUAUUCGUCUGUAAGUAUAUGCUGUAUGUAAACGGUCCAUAAUGAACGUUCGAACGCACACACAUGUAGUACUCACAUGUUGAGAGCUCUCAUUUACCGGGGUUUUUAACGUUUUGUCGAAUCAUUCAUUUCCACGCAUUCAUCACCAUCAUCAUGAUAACCACCGACAUCAUCAGCUUCAUCGUCAUCACCACCACCACCACCAACAUCAUUAGCUUUAUCAUCAACAUUAUCAGCUUUAUCAUCAUCAUCAUCACCACCAUCA
Petromyzon marinus (sea lamprey) is the source of this 3930-nucleotide messenger RNA. RefSeq names its product trophoblast glycoprotein. Gene Ontology annotation, cellular component: plasma membrane. The record is from RefSeq and is a predicted model, not a curated record. Gene Ontology annotation, molecular function: protein binding. Gene Ontology annotation, biological process: negative regulation of canonical Wnt signaling pathway. Lineage: Eukaryota; Metazoa; Chordata; Hyperoartia; Petromyzontiformes; Petromyzontidae.